Molecule: messenger RNA, 1491 nt
Organism: Pecten maximus
Lineage: Eukaryota; Metazoa; Mollusca; Bivalvia; Pectinida; Pectinidae
Product: beta-lactamase domain-containing protein 2-like
Exons: 8
Coding region: 83-1345 (420 amino acids)
Source: RefSeq, a predicted model, not a curated record
CCUUUCAGUAUACCUAGAGCGGAGGGUGAAGGUACAUACCGCUAGUGUUUGACAAUACGAUAAUCAAUCGAGAAUUUAAACUAUGGCAGACGUGACAGCGACACCGGAACCGCCCUACGUAGAUGGAUUUGUCAAAGACGGGUUUGAAAAAGUCAGAGAUGUAUUCAGAGCCAAUUUGGAGAAUGGUUCCGACAAAGGUGGCUCUGUAGCUGUCUACUAUGAAGGGGAGUUGGUGGUAAACUUGUGGGGAGGCUGGGUUGACAUGACAUCUGUGUGGAAAUGGAGAGAGGAUACCAUGUCGUGUUUCUUUUCCUCUACAAAGAGUCCUUCAGCCCUCGUUAUAGCACACCUUGUGGACAGAGGUCUUCUAGACUACAAGGAAAAGAUAUCAAAAUAUUGGCCAGAGUUUGCACAGAACGGCAAAGGUGAUAUAACUCUGGAAACUUACAUCACGAAUCGGGCUGGUCUAAGCGGGAAUGAAGAGCCGAUCUCCAUGAGACUAAUGCUGGAAGACCCACAAAAGUUUGGAGAAAUUUUAGCUAAACAGAAGCCACUAUGGGAACCAGGAACGAAACAUGGCUACCACCCCUUAACAUUCGCCCUAUAUUUGGACCAAAUUGUGAAGAGAGUAGAUCCAGAGGGACGUAGUCUCUCCCAAUACUUCCAUGAGGAGAUGGCCAAACCGUUCGAUAUAGAAUUUUAUAUUGGACUUCCUAAGGAGUUGUACUACAGAGCUCCCCCGGUAUCAAUAAAGGACGAUGUAGAUAUGGAGAAAGUCAUGAGUUUGAUGCAGGGGGACGAUCCAGACUUAACAAAGCUUGUCAAUGGUACCUUCACAGACUUUGGGAUGAUUAACAAUCCAUAUAUAAGAGAAAUUCCGAAUGGAUCAGCCAUGGGGCACGGGACGGCUGCCUCCCUCGCUAAAUUCCAUGGUAUCCUAGCUAAUGGGGGAGUUCAUAACGGCAAGAGACUGUUGUCAGAGGAGGCUAUUCAAAGACAACUGGUUCCCAAGUCCUGUGGAAAAGAUGCAGUGUAUGGUAUAGAGUUUAUGUUUAGUCUUGGAACCAUGGUGUUUGCGUCAGUGGACGAUGGUCAACCACCUGUGCAUUCAUUUGGACACGGCGGAUUCGGAGGACAAAUGGCCAUUGCAGAUCCUACCCACAAGAUCGGCUUUGCAUACACAACCAAUUAUUUGAACCCGGACAUAAAGGAGGAAUCUCGCUGGAAUGAUCUCAGUAACGCUCUGUACGAAUGUGUCUAUAAGAUAAAGAACAUUUCCGCCAAAAGGACACUCUGUGAAUCCUACGACCAAUUGAAAGCAGCACAGGACUCACAAAAACAAUAAUGUUGCCAUUCUAUGCAAAUGUAUAGACAUAUAGAUUUAAUUAAAUCAAAUGUCAUUCUGAACUAAAUGAAGAUAAGAAAAGCUACACAUCAAGUGUUUAUUUCUAUUAAUAAAGACGUUUAUUCUUCCGAAUAUAUAUUAUGAUA